Molecule: messenger RNA, 1186 nt
Organism: Leptidea sinapis
Lineage: Eukaryota; Metazoa; Arthropoda; Insecta; Lepidoptera; Pieridae
Product: uridine phosphorylase 1-like
Exons: 8
Coding region: 107-1096 (329 amino acids)
Biological process (GO): nucleotide catabolic process; uridine catabolic process
Cellular component (GO): cytoplasm; cytosol
Molecular function (GO): uridine phosphorylase activity
Source: RefSeq, a predicted model, not a curated record
CCUUGGCCUAAGUUCAUCGCGCGAACUCAAAUCGUAUUUAACUCCUUGAAAUUUAUAAGUGUUUAUAAUAUCAGUUUAUAAUUUCGUAUGACAGAUUGUUGACAUUAUGGAUUGUACGUGCGAUUUCAUUUUACCUACGCUCAAAAAUUGGGAGGAACACUACGAUAACUGCAAAAUUAGAUGGUUGUCUCGUGGAGAAACAAAAUUUAUCAAAAAUAAUGACGGGACAAUUAUAUUACGAAAUGAGCACGUGUUGAAGAUGAAAGUUGAUGUGUUAUAUCAUCUAGGGUUUGACACCCACACUCACGACUUGCCGUCGAUGUUCGGAGAUGUUAAGUUUGUGUGCAUGGGUGGAACUAAACAGAGGAUGAUGGAGAUGGCUAAAUACAUGAGUAAUUUGUUGGGCGUGGAAUGUGAUCUUGUCAACUUGGUAAAACAUGCUCACCGAUAUGCGAUGUACAAGGUUGGACCCGUACUCUGUGUUAGUCAUGGCAUCGGUAUACCUUCAUUGACGAUAGCUCUGGAAGAAGUUAUAAAGAUGUUGUAUUAUGCAAAAGCGAAAGACCCAAUAUUCAUCAGAAUUGGAACGAGCGGUGGAAUAGGUCUACCAGCAGGGUCUGUUGUUGUAUCCAGUUGGGGUUGCAGUGGAACUUUGGAGAAGACUUACGAAAUUGCUAUCUUAGGGAAAGUGAAAAAAUAUUCAGCUUAUUUCGACAAGCGAUUAAGUCAAGAACUUUUUUCAAUUUCAUCCGAUUGCGUAGAUUUUGAAACAUUCAGUGGAGGCACUUUGGCGGCAAAUGAUUUCUACAGGGGUGAGGCUAGAACAGAUGGUGCAUUCUGCAGCUAUACAGAAACAGACAAGUUAGACUUUCUAAGGAAAUUGAAAUCAAUGGGCGUCCUGAAUAUGGAAAUGGAAGCGACGGCCUUUGCUGCUGUCACCAGGGAUGCGGGGCUGAGAGGGGCUGAUGUUUGUGUUACGUUACUGGAUAGGCUGCAAGGAGAUCAGGUGACACCGAGUAAAGAAACUUUAACUGUCUGGCAAAGACGUCCUUUAGUCCUCGUGGGAAAAUAUAUAUGUAAAUAUUACAAUAUAUAAGGCGAAUAUUAUUUGUACCUGCAAACAUAACUAUCAGAUCUAUAUGAAUUCUCAACACAAAUUAUAGUCUUAUUAUAUUAAUUCAUGAUA